Clunio marinus is the source of this 1297-nucleotide messenger RNA. Lineage: Eukaryota; Metazoa; Arthropoda; Insecta; Diptera; Chironomidae. The record is from the annotation of a GenBank genome assembly.
UCAGUAUUAUCGAUUUCAUUAAACGAGAAACACACGAAAUUUUUUUGUCGUGAGUCUUAAAUUGGAAGCAAAGGAAAAAAAAGAUCAUAAGAAAACGACAUGCUACAAAACUCAGAUCUACUCUCGCCAGGGCGCGUCAAGAACUUGGAAGAUAUGAAGCGUCGAACGUUAGCUGGGAACUGUGGAGUUGCAGUUUUCGCUAUUGCGUUCUUUUGCAUUGUUGUCGCUUUCUCAACACCGAGUUGGUUAGUCAGUGACUACCGUAUAACAGGAGCUAAGCUUGACCAAUUAGGAUUAUGGGUUCAUUGCUUUCGUUCUUUACCGGAUGUCAAUGAUGAUUAUCAACGAAGAUUCUUCGUUGGAUGUCGAUGGGUUUAUGAUCCAUUCACGACCGGAUAUGAUGGAAUUCGCGGAUUUUUAAUUCCAAUUUUCAUGAUAUUCACGCAAUUUUUCAUGACAUUUUCAUUUAUUGGAAUUUUCAUUUCAUUGAUUCUUGUUUUACUUUACUUCCUUUGUGGUGGACCUGAUCAGAAACAUUUUCUUAUUACGCUAAAAGUGACAGCUUAUAUUAUUCUUGGCGCUGGGGCUUGUGCUGGUAUAGGCGUAAUAAUUUUUGCAAUCUUCGGAAAUCGUGACAAAUGGAUGCCUGGUCAUGCCAAUAAUUGGUUCGGUUGGUCAUUCAUUCUUGCAUGUAUUGGAGCAUGUGCAGCUGGCGUUGCUGCAUCCUUAUUCUUCACAGAACAUCAUGUACAAGAGCGUCGCGUGAGAAGAUUCAAAGAAUCUCAAAUGCGUUUCGAAUUAGAGCAUGAAACGAAGACAUAAUAUUAUGCAUUAAUAGACACAAAUGAAUUGUGACGCCACAAGAAUCGUCCAAGAAAAAAAUUCCGAUGCAUAAACUUCACAACAAGCUUUUAAAUUUAAUGUUUUGUCUCUAUUAGUCAUUAAGCAUUAUCCGUCCAAAAUUAUCAUAAAUGACGCUUCGUAUAUAAGAAAUUUUCUAAUUUACCUACAAAAGACAGAUUUGUGUUGAUUCCUUAUUAUCAAGAAAGGAAAAAAAUAGAAUAAGGUAAAGUUUCCCGUCCAUCUCUAAUGCAUGCUUUGCAAAUUCCAGAUCUUAUAAGAAUUCUUAUAAAUUUAUAUGAGAAUGUAAAUAGAAUUAUUAAAUUAGAUUUAAAUUUUUGAUGACUCAAGUUGAGUGUUUUAAUGUUGCUUUUUUCAGAUUUAAAAGAGUGGCACUGAAAAGUUAUUGUAAGAAAUUAAACACGAAAUAAUAAAAAAAAAGAUGGAAUUAUAAUUU